AUGGGGGGGUGUGGGGGAGGGUGGGGGGGGGAGGGGUGGGGGGGGGGGGGUUUGUUAUGUGGUUUGGGUGGGAUUGUUGGGUUAUUUUUUUGGGGGGGUGUUGGGGUGAGGGGGUUUUGGGGGGGGGGGGGGUUUGGUGGUGGUUUGGAAUGGUUGGGAGGGGGGGGUGGGGAUGGAGGGGGGGGAGGGUGGUUUAUUGGGGAGUGUGGGGGGGAGGGUGGAGGUUGGGGGUGGGGGGUGUUUAUAUGGGGUAGGGGGGGGUGGGUGAGAUGUGUAGUAGGGGGGGGGUGGAGGGGGGGAGGGGGUAUGAUGUUUGGGAGAGUGGGGUUAGUUUGGGGGGUAUGGGGUUGGGGGUGUGUUGGGGGGGGGUUGUAUAGGAUGGGGAGAUUGGUGGAUAUUGGGGUUGGGGGGGGUGUGGGGGGGGUUGGGGGGGGGGGAGAAGAGGGGGUGGGGGGUUGGGGGAGUGGUUUGAUAUGGGGGUUGAGGUAUGAAUGA
Molecule: messenger RNA, 495 nt
Organism: Knipowitschia caucasica
Lineage: Eukaryota; Metazoa; Chordata; Actinopteri; Gobiiformes; Gobiidae
Source: the annotation of a GenBank genome assembly